Molecule: messenger RNA, 4102 nt
Organism: Phacochoerus africanus (Common warthog)
Lineage: Eukaryota; Metazoa; Chordata; Mammalia; Artiodactyla; Suidae
Gene: WDHD1
Product: WD repeat and HMG-box DNA binding protein 1
Exons: 26
Coding region: 110-3499 (1129 amino acids)
Biological process (GO): DNA repair; mitotic cell cycle; DNA-templated DNA replication
Cellular component (GO): nuclear replication fork
Molecular function (GO): chromatin binding; protein binding
Source: RefSeq, a predicted model, not a curated record
GCAGGCGCCGUAUGCGAUCACGCCAAGCGCGGGAAGCGGCCCUGAGUGAGCUGGCUUCUGGCUUUUCACAGUCACAGAGGUCCGGUCCGCUGGGUAAGUAAAGGAAAAGAUGCCUGCCACACAGAAGCCUAUGAGAUAUGGACACACAGAGGGACACACAGAUGUCUGUUUUGAUGAUUCUGGGAGCUGUAUUGUAACUUGUGGAAGUGAUGGUGAUGUGAGGAUUUGGGAAGACUUGGAUGAUGAUGAUCCUAAGUCCAUUAAUGUUGGAGAAAAGGCAUAUUCAUGUGCUUUGAAGAAUGGGAAACUGGUCACUGCAGUAUCUAACAAUACUAUUCAGGUGCACACAUUUCCUGAAGGAGUUCCAGAUGGUAUAUUAACUCGCUUUACUACAAAUGCAAACCAUGUGAUCUUUAAUGAGGACGGUACAAAAAUUGCUGCUGGGUCUAGUGAUUUUCUAGUCAAAGUUGUGGAUGUGAUGGAUUGCAGCCAACAGAAAACAUUUCGAGGACAUGAUGCCCCUGUUUUAAGUCUUUCCUUUGACCCUAAGGACAUCUUUCUGGCGUCAUCUAGUUGUGAUGGAUCUGUCAAAGUGUGGCAAAUUUCAGAUCAGAUAUGUGCUAUUAGUUGGCCACUUUUACAAAAAUGCAACGAUGUGAUAAAUGCAAAAUCAAUCUGCAGACUUGCUUGGCAGCCAAAAAGUGGGAAGUUAUUGGCAGUUCCUGUGGAAAAAUCUGUUAAGCUAUAUAGAAGAGAAACUUGGAGCAAUCAGUUUGAUCUUUCAGAUAAUUUCAUCUCUCAGACCCUUAAUAUAGUAACCUGGUCUCCUUGUGGACAGUAUUUAGCUGCAGGGAGUAUUAAUGGUUUAAUUAUAGUUUGGAAUGUGGAAACCAAAGAUUGCAUGGAAAGGGUUAAACAUGAGAAAGGUUAUGCAAUUUGUGGCCUGUCAUGGCAUCCUACUUGUGGUCAAAUAGCUUAUACGGAUGCAGAAGGAAAUCUUGGACUACUGGAGAAUGUUUGUGAUCCUAAUGGAAAGAUGUCAGGCAGUAAGGUAUCUAGCAGAGUGGAAAGGGAUUACAGUGAUCUUUUUGAUGGAGAUGAUACAGGAAAUGUUGGUGAUUUUCCAAAUGACCGUGCAGUCGAAACCCACUCUUUUUCAAAAGAAACUAGAAAUGAUGAGGAAGAUGAUGAUGACCUCAUGCUGGCUUCAGGUCGUCCUAGACAACGAAGUCACAUCCUAGAAGAUGAUGAGAACUCAGUUGAUGUUACAAUGCUAAAAACUGGUUCUAGUCUUCUCAAGGAGGAGGAGGAAGAUGAUCAAGCAGGCAACAUUCACAGUCUACCACUUAUAACAUCUCAAAAGCCGUUUUAUGAUGGUCCUAUGCCAACUCCCCGGCAGAAGCCAUUCCAGUCAGGUUCUACACCCUUGCAUCUCACUCACAGAUUCAUGGUGUGGAAUUCUAUUGGAAUUAUUCGCUGCUAUAACGAUGAGCAAGACAAUGCCAUAGAUGUGGAGUUCCAUGAUACCUCCAUACACCAUGCAACACACUUAUCAAACACUUUGAAUUAUACAGUAGCCGAUCUUUCCCAUGAAGCUAUUUUGUUGGCAUGUGAGAGCACUGAUGAACUAGCAAGCAAGCUUCACUGCCUGCACUUUAGUUCUUGGGAUUCAAGCAAAGAGUGGAUUGUAGACAUGCCUCCGAAUGAGGAUAUUGAAGCCAUAUGUCUUGGUCAGGGAUGGGCUGCUGCUGCCACCAGCUCCUUGCUCCUUCGCUUGUUUACCAUUGGAGGUGUUCAGAAAGAGGUCUUCAGUCUCCCUGGACCUGUGGUGUCAAUGGCAGGACAUGGAGAACAGCUUAUCAUUGUUUAUCACAGAGGUACAGGAUUUGAUGGGGAUCAGUGCCUUGGAAUUCAACUACUACAGCUGGGAAAAAAGAAAAAACAAAUCUUACAUGGUGAUCCUCUUCCUCUUACAAGGAAAUCCUACCUUGUAUGGCUUGGAUUUUCAGCUGAAGGUACCCCAUGUUAUGUGGAUUCAGAAGGCAUUGUUCGAAUGCUUAACAGAGGACUUGGUUAUACAUGGACUCCCAUAUGUAACACAAGAGAACACUGCAAAGGAAAAUCUGAUCACUACUGGGUGGUUGGUAUCCAUGAAAAUCCCCAGCAUCUCCGGUGCAUUCCUUGCAAAGGUUCUCGAUUUCCUCCCACCCUUCCACGCCCUGCUAUAGCUGUGUUAUCCUUUAAGCUUCCUUACUGCCAGACUGGUACAGAGAAAGGGCAAAUGGAGGAACAAUAUUGGCGUUCAGUUUUGUUUCACAACCAUCUUGAUUAUUUAGCUAAAAGUGGUUAUGAAUAUGAAGAGAGUACUAAAAAUCAAGCAAUAAAAGAACAACAGGAACUUUUAAUGAAAAUGCUUGCGCUUUCUUGUAAACUAGAGCGGGAAUUUCGAUGUGUGGAACUUGCAGAUCUAAUGACUCAGAAUGCUGUGAAUUUAGCCAUUAAAUAUGCUUCUCGUUCUCGGAGAUUAAUAUUGGCCCAAAAACUUAGUGAAUUGGCUGUAGAGAAGGCAGCAGAAUUGGCAGCACCCCAAGCUGAAGAAGAGGAAGAGGAAGAAGAGGAUUUCAGAAAAAAGUUGAAUGCUGGUUAUAGUAAUACUCCUACAGAGUGGAGUCAGCCAAGGCUCAGAAAUCAAGUUGAAGAAGAUACAGAGGACACUGAGGAGGUUGAUGAUAUAGAAGAAAAACCAGAAAUACACAAACAUAGACAGAACCCAUUUUUUAAAAGUGCAGAUUCCACUGAUGUGCCAGCUAUUAAGUCAGGUGCAGUUACCUCCAGCAGCCAAGGACGAAUAAACCCCUUCAAGGUAUCAAGCAGUUCCAAAGAGCCAGCCAGUUCAUUCAGUUCAGUACGUUCAACUAAUAUUUUAGACAAUAUGAACAAAUCCAAGAAAUCUGCACUUAAUCGAGCCACAAAUAAUGAAAAAUCUCCAGUUAUAAAGCCUUUGGUUCCAAAGCCAAAGUCUAAGCAGGCAUCAGCAGCAUCGUUUUUCCAGAAAAGAACUUCCCAAACUGAUAAGACUGAGGAAAUAAAGGAAGAAAAUACUAAGAAUUCAUCAUCUGAAACUCCCACUGUAUGUCCUCAAAACACUGAAAACCAAAGGCCAAAGACUGGGUUCCAGAUGUGGCUGGAAGAAAACAGAAGUAAUAUUUUGUCAGACAAUCCUGACUUUUCAGAUGAAGCAGACAUAAUAAAAGAAGGAAUGGUUCGAUUUAGAGUAUUGUCAGCUGAAGAAAGGAAGGCUUGGGCUGCCAAGGCCAAAGGAGGAAUUGCAAGUGAUGGAGCUGAAGAAAAGAAGCGAAAACGUGUGGUCGAUGAAAGUCAUGAAACUGAAAACCAGGAAGAAAAAAUGAAGGAGAAUCUGAAUUUGCCUAAAAAGCAAAAGCCUUUAAAUCUUUCUGCAAAUCAGAAAUUGUCAGCUUUUGCGUUUAAGCAGGAAUAGAGUAAGAAAGUGAACUUAGGAAAGUAAUGGAUUUUUUUACUCAUCUUUGAUGAAUCUGGACCUUUUAAAAAAUUCUUGAGAAAACUCAUAUAUUUUUAGAAGUUUAAAGACUCCUGUUUGUCUUUAUAAGAAGAUAAUGUAGUAAUUAUAAUGGUGUAGGUAAUAGGGCAUUUGUAAAAACUAUCUUCUCUACAGAUGCUCUGCCCACAAAUGGAGGGCCAUUUGGAAACAUCAUGAUCAUAGUCAGUGACUGGAGGCCACUGAUAUGUCCCAUUGGAAGCCAAUUUGAUUUGUUUCUUAAAAAUCAUCAAAGCCAAGAUCUAAACCUCUGAGCAUUGAAGUAUCUUCUAGGGUUUUAUUCGUCUGGUUAUGUCUUGUACUGGAACGUACAGCAGAAGUCCUCUUCCCAAGUGUGUUACCAUAGACAACUCUAUGUCUAUACUAGACAUAGGGGACCAUGUUUUUUUGAUAUGGGCCCUAAAUAUGUAAAUAAUUUUGUAGAUGAGACCUUUUGUUUAUUCUGGCAGUUUCUUCAUAUAUGCCUUUCAGUUGUCUAUUUGUGUAGCCUUUUUUAAAAAAAAAUAAAACCUUCAUAUUUCUGUA